This is a messenger RNA of Hibiscus syriacus, 891 nucleotides long. RefSeq lists its product as uncharacterized. The transcript has a single exon. NCBI's taxonomy places the organism in Eukaryota, Viridiplantae, Streptophyta, Magnoliopsida, Malvales, Malvaceae. The record is from RefSeq and is a predicted model, not a curated record. The coding region runs from base 1 to 891 and encodes 296 amino acids.
AUGUUCUAUCAAUUAAAUGGUGAUAUACCUUAUCUUCUGGAGGUUCCCGUUGAUCGAAAUCUAUUUAGAUCCCUAUCACAGUUCUGGAAUCCCGCUUAUAGUUGCUUUACGUUUGGUAAAGUGGAUCUGAUGCCGACAAUAGAGGAGUAUCAAGCUUUGAUCCGAUGUCCGAGAGCCCAAGUGCAUAGAGUCCAUACCAAGCCCCCAUUCACUCCUUCGUUCAAAAAGAAAUUGAUAUCGAUAACUGGAAUGAGUGAGGAUUGGGUUGUUAAAAAUAUUAAGAAGAAAGGAGACAGUGAAUGCUUUCCUUGGUCCGCCCUGAAGGAAAUAAUCAAUUGUCACCCUGAUCAGAGGAAGAAGCUUGACAUGCUUGCUUUAGGAAUUUAUGGGCUCGUUAUCUUCCCAAAGGUGCUAGGAUAUGUAGACAUAUCAGUUGUUGACCUUUUCGAAAGAUUAGACAAGAAUGUGGAUCAUGUCCCCGCCAUCUUAGCAGAUAUGUUUCGUUCUUUGAGUUCUUGCAGGCGAGAAGGAGGAGGACGCUUUAUAGGAUGUGCACCCCUACUGCUAGUAUGGAUCCUCAGUCAUUUCAAGCAUGGAGGUUUUACCGAAGAAAAAUGGAUGGUUAUCUUUAAAGAUAUCAGAGACGGUGAUGUUUUAUGGCGAACUUCUUGGAAAGUCACUUCAAGCAUACUUUACAAAUGUGGAGAGCGGGAUUGGGUCCCUUUGCCAGGUAUAUGGGGCUCUGUUGGAUAUGCACCUUUGCUAGUUUCCAGACAAUAUGGGUCAAUACAGUUCAUUCCAGUUACACGGGACUUGUCAGGAUCAGAUUUUGCGUUCAAGGGAGAUCAAUACAAGAGCAAAGUCAAAGGGGUUGUUGAAGCCUGGAAGUAG